Ramularia collo-cygni is the source of this 1158-nucleotide messenger RNA. RefSeq lists its product as uncharacterized. The record is from RefSeq and is a predicted model, not a curated record. The transcript is spliced from 2 exons. NCBI's taxonomy places the organism in Eukaryota, Fungi, Ascomycota, Dothideomycetes, Mycosphaerellales, Mycosphaerellaceae. The coding region runs from base 1 to 1158 and encodes 385 amino acids.
AUGGAGCGGGUGGAGCGUCGGGGGAGCAUUGCGAGAGCUUUCAGCAGGAUACGGUUGGCCAUGAAGCGACGACGACCAACCGACACGCGGACAAUCUGCAGCGACAAACCAAUCGAAGCGAUCACACAGGUACAUGUGCUGCCAGUAUCUCCUCAGAAUGCCGAUAUCCCUUUCCGACCAAGCACGACACAACCGAAUGCCACUUCACCGCCAACACUUUUGCCUGAUCCCUUCUCAAAGACAUUACGACAAAGCCGAUUUGACGAGCAGCUUGAGGUCGACACCGACGAUUAUACCGACGAGGAUGAACCUUUCCCGCCCGUAUCAUCAUUUCGACCCGGUAUCAGCGAUAGCAAAGCUAGUGCUCUCUUCCGCAGAUAUGGUCUCUCCUACUCGGAACACAUAUCUCAAGCGGGACCGCCGCGUAAACUUCGUCGGAUAGAGAGGCCAAUUCUCAUGAAGGUGCAUUGGACAUGUCAUAGCUGCAAGACACAAUUUGGCAUUGAAAGGACUUGUGUAAAGUGCGGUCACCCCAAGUGUGCACAAUGCUUGACGCAUCCCCGAAGACGUGUUGGGGGUGUCUUGGAGAAUGGAAGAUACUUGAUAGAAGAAACUGAGCUGCCACAGCAGGACCCAAUUUCCUCGGGAGACGAGUCCAUUGAGCGAUCAGCGAACAAUUCUCCGGUUCGAUCGGCCUUACCUUCGCCAUUAGUCGAGCGGGUCCCUAGCAUCGAUGGUAACGGCGAAAUUGGAGAGUCUACGCUCCACUCUCCACUGUACACACGACCAAACGCGGCCAUCCCUAUUUUUGAGCGUGAUGAUCGUAGUAAUCGAUUCAUGCUGCAUCCGCGACAGUCGAAAGCGCACACAUGCUCUCAAGUUACGAAUCGACUUUGCAUGAUUUCCAACGGGGAGAAUCCCGUGAUGAGAGCUGUACAGCGGGUCUAUCGGAAACCACGUCAACGAGUGCGAUAUACUUGUGAGCAUUGCGGUACAUUAUUAGUUGAAGGCGAUAGAUGUAGCGAGUGUGAUCACAACCGAUUCCUCCGCAGCCCGCCGAGACGCAUGCCAACGCAGUACGAUGCAGACAUUCUUCAAAUCGUGACGAACAGACUUGCGGCGCAUGAUGGCGGGUUCCAACAAGGACUUACUGCUUAG